UUCCUAUUAUGGUUUUAAAUUACUCGAGGCGAAACAAGUCGUUUUGCCGAAUUUACUCUAUUUGAAAUUAAAAAAAGAUAAUAGAAUAAGAAUUGUUCAAUAUAGCUUCACCCAAAUCAAAAUAUUUUGUAUAUUUCACAAGUAAUACAAACCUUCACAUUUCGAUGAAAUAUAUGUAAAUGGUUCAAGGUUUAAUAUAGUGCUUGUGUGCGUGUAUAUGCCAAGAGAAUACAUAUAACACAAUUUGUGGAAAUCUGUUUCUGCAAUAUCACUGGCCAUUUAAAUUAACUAGUGCCAAUUCAAACUGUGUCUUGUAUCAUUUUUCACAAAUAAUGAAAUAUCUCGUUAAUUUGUCAUUAUUGACUGAUAUCUAACCAACAUUUAAGAUACAUGUUCCAUACAAUCAGACAAUGCUAUUCUCUGUGGUAGAAAAUCCAUGAUUUAAUGAAUAAAGUGAUUAUGAAUUAAGCAAAGUGCUAAAAAUAAGAAAUAAGUUUUAAAGAAAUGGACAGAGAAACAAUGAAUUUAAUCCUAUGUUCAUCGCUGCGGGAUUAAUGUUGUCAUUAAUUUGAAAUAUGAAUAUUAUCUUCUAAAUAGAUAAAUAUAAAAAAAAAAAGAACGUCUAAUACUAAUGGUUACUUGAAUCUACAUAAAAUUCUGAAUCAUUUGCUCUGCUAGUAAUGGAAGAAAGUGAUAAUAUUUUAGAAGAUAUAGAAGGAGCAUUUCUAGCUUUAACCGAGAGCUUUCUGGAACAAGGUGCAUCACUAGUAGAUCUUAAGUCUGCUAGUCUAGGAAAUAAUAUAAAGAAUAAAAAGAACCAUCUCUUAUAUCACUUGUGCUCUAAAAAGGUUCUUCUUGCCUUAUUGACACCGAUAUUUUGUAGCAUACUUUUUAAAUAUUUAUAUUUUGAUAUAAUCAGAAGUGUUCGUGAAACUAGAUGCUUAAUACCAAAUAAUUAUUUUAUAUGGGAAUUUACAAGGCCAAUAUCAAAUUGUGAUUAUUGUCAGGGUGUUACUUCUGCAUUGAUCUUGCCAAAUUUAACAAGAGAUGAAUUCAAACAAUAUGCUUAUUCCUCUAGACCUAUGGUGAUAAAACAUGCUGCAAGUCAUUGGCCAGCUUCAAAGGUAUUUAGCUGGAAAUUCUUCAAAGAUUUAUAUGAGAAUACUGAUGGUGCUUAUGAUUCAGUAGAUGAAUGUCAGUUCUUGCAUUUUAAAAGUAAUCUCACUAAUUUGCGCGAUGUUUUUGCAAUGAGUGAGGAAAGAGCUAUGCAACAUAAUAAUAAAGAUCCUUGGUAUGUUGGUUGGAAAAAUUGUCACCUUCAGAUUUUGGACAUUAUGAAACAAUAUUACAAUGUACCUCAUUUUUUACCAGAGGAUGCAGAGGUUCCUUAUUCCAAUUAUGUUUUUUUGGGAUAUGAAGAAGGUGCUAUUAUGCAUCUAGAUUAUAUCUCACGUCUAAUGUGGCAAGGGCAAAUUAUAGGCAAUAAAACAUGGAGUAUCGCUCCAACUCCAGAAUGUGAUACUGUUUGUAUGCGUUUCAAUUUUACUGUUUAUGCUGGGGACAUCGUUCUGUUAGAUACAAGAAUUUGGUAUCAUAGCACUUAUGUUGAAGGAGGAAACUUCAGUUUAACAGUCACCUCAGAAUAUGGAUAGAUUUUUAUAUAUAAUGCAAAAUUGUAUUUGAACAAUUUUAUAGACUACAUAGAUAGCAUUCUAUGGAGUAAAAAAUUUUAUAUUAUUUUAUCAUGUUGAAAGAUUUGCAUUAAAAUUAUUGCAUUAUAUUAAUAUUU
Messenger RNA from Frieseomelitta varia, 1789 nucleotides. RefSeq lists its product as uncharacterized. The transcript has 2 exons. Lineage: Eukaryota; Metazoa; Arthropoda; Insecta; Hymenoptera; Apidae. The coding region runs from base 681 to 1652 and encodes 323 amino acids. The record is from RefSeq and is a predicted model, not a curated record.